GUGUACCUAUCAGAGCCCGCAUUUACAUCAGGAGUCCUCAUCAGAAUACCCCUUUAUUUCAGAUUCCCAUCAGAGUACCCCCUUAUAUCAGGGUCUCCAUCAGUGUGCUUCCUUACAUCAGGGUCCCCAUUAGAGUAUCCCCCUACAUCAGAUGUCCCAAUCAGAGUUCCCUCUUACAUCAAGCCUCCCAAUCAGAGCGCCCCCUUACAUCAGUGUCCCCAUCAAAUUAUCCUCAUCAGAGUGCCCCCUUACAUCAGGUAUCCCCAUCAGAGCGCCCCCUUACAUCAAGUGCCCCCUUACAUCAGGUAUCCCCAUCAGAGUGCCCCCUUACAUUUGAUUAGUUAUUCCCAUCAGAGUGCCUCCUUACAUCAGGUAUCCCCAUCAGAAUGCCCCCCUUACAUCAGGUAUCCCCAUCAGAGUGCCUCCUUA
Staurois parvus is the source of this 429-nucleotide messenger RNA. NCBI's taxonomy places the organism in Eukaryota, Metazoa, Chordata, Amphibia, Anura, Ranidae. The record is from the annotation of a GenBank genome assembly.